This is a messenger RNA of Trichophyton rubrum CBS 118892, 585 nucleotides long. RefSeq lists its product as uncharacterized. Lineage: Eukaryota; Fungi; Ascomycota; Eurotiomycetes; Onygenales; Arthrodermataceae. The transcript has 2 exons. Bases 1 to 585 code for a protein of 194 amino acids. The record is from RefSeq and is a predicted model, not a curated record. Gene Ontology annotation, cellular component: mitochondrial intermembrane space; mitochondrion.
AUGUCAAAGACCUCGACACAGUUGAAGCUGUCACCACAGUUUUGUUUCAAUGAACGGGCAUUGAGAGACUUCCUUCGAAUAUCUCGGUCGACAGUAGACGACUCGAUAUCGCAAAGCUUGAAUGCCCUGGUGACUCCCUCCCGACAAGGCUUUGACCCAUCCUCAACCACCGCUAGACAGACAGAACUACCUCGUCACGGCCAGGUCGAAGGAACCAGAUGUCAGAAAUUCAAAGAUGAAGUCCUGUUUCCUUCCUGGCAAGCUAGGUCGGACGUCUUGACCUACUGCGCCGGAGUUGCCACGAGCCCUGACCCUGAUGACCCGGACCUGCUGCUCCGACAGGAAGAGUCAGCGAGAGCUCGGGAGAGGGUGGUUGACGAGCGAUUGGAUCCUUACUCCGCCAGGUUCUUCCCCAGGGAGCCGCGGACAGAGUCUCUUGCCAUGCUAAUACGGAACGAGCGUGGUGUGGAGAGGAUCGUGAGGUCUCGUUCUUGGGACAUAGUCGGAGAACGCUGCGGGAACUCAUUCGAAAGCUGGGAGGAUGCUCUCAAUCGCUGGCGGGCAACGCGUGAGCAGUCUCGCUGA